Molecule: messenger RNA, 1719 nt
Organism: Penicillium verhagenii
Lineage: Eukaryota; Fungi; Ascomycota; Eurotiomycetes; Eurotiales; Aspergillaceae
Product: GMC family oxidoreductase
Exons: 1
Coding region: 1-1719 (572 amino acids)
Molecular function (GO): oxidoreductase activity, acting on CH-OH group of donors; flavin adenine dinucleotide binding
Source: RefSeq, a predicted model, not a curated record
AUGACCUUCGCAUACGACUACGACUACAUAAUAAUCGGCGCCGGCCUAGCCGGCACCGUCCUCGCCUCAACCCUCCACACCAAACUCCCAACAACCACCAUCCUAAUCCUAGAAGCAGGCGAAGACCGCUACGCCCACCCCUUGACCACCGAGCCCCUCAAAACCCCGCAAACCCACCACUCAGACCUAGACUGGAACCUAACCACCGUUCCGCAGCCCCACCUCUCAAACCGCACCUGCUACCAAGCCGCCGGCAAAGCCGUGGGCGGCUCAACAGCCAUGCAAAACGGGACCUGGACGCGCGGGCCAAAAGUCGACUACGACCGCUGGGCGACGCUGGUCGGUGACGCACGCUGGAGCUGGAAUGCGCUGCAGGCGUAUUUCCCGAAGACCGAGACGCGCAGUGUCGAGGCGGACGGUGGUGGUGGUGGUGGUGGUGGGGCGCGGUCCUCGUUUUCGGCGCCCACGCCGCGCACGGUGGUUACUGCUACGCCGGGACAGUCGCAUUCUGCCCGGGUUUAUGGGCUGCGUGGUGCUGUGCUUGGGGGGUGGGUGGGAGGUGCUGGGGUGGGGAUUGUGGGAGAUGCGGAUGCCGGGUUUCCUGUUGGGGUCUCGGAGAGGGUGGAGAGUUGGGAUCGGGGGAGGAGGCAGAUGGUGCAUAGGGUUUUUGGGCUGGAUGGGGUGCAGGUUCUUACUAAGUCGCGGGUUGCGAGGAUUGUUGUGCAGAGGGGUGAGGAGGGGUCGGGGAUGAUGGUUGCGACUGGGGUGGAGCUUGUGGGGGGAGCGAGGUUCUCGGCGAAGAAGGAGGUUAUUCUUUCUGCGGGGGCUUAUCAUAGUCCGAAGAUACUGAUGUUAUCUGGGAUUGGGCCUGGGGAGAAGUUGAGGAGUGCUGGGGUUCAGCAGAGUGUUGAGUCGCCGUAUGUUGGACGGAACUUUCAUGAUCAUCUUGCGGUGCCGAUUGCGUGGAAGUUGAAGGGAGAGAAGCAGGGGAUGAAUCGGUCUUUAGCGGAGAUGAUGAAGGAUCCUGUGUUGAAGCUUGGGUGGCCGAGUGAUUGGAUUGUUUUUGCUGGGUUGGAGAGAAGUGUUGUGAAGGCUUCUAUCGAGAAGGAUGGUGGUCAUCUUAAUAAUCCCUCGAGUCAGCUUCUUUUGAACCCGAGCUGUGUGUUCACUGAGACGAUGAACUUUUACGUCCCGACUGGAACGGAUAUUGCUGGGAUGGAUACGCCCAUGGAUGGAACUUGUGUCUCCUCGACUAUACUCGCGGUUUCUCCUACGUCCAGAGGCGAAAUCAACAUUUCUUCACCGGAUCCACUCGCUCCUCCGGAUAUCAAUCCAAAUUACUAUGCCACUGAGCUUGACCGCGCGGCUAUUCGCACGGGAAUCCGCAAAGCAUUCGAGGUGUAUCAAGGAUCCGAAUCACUGAAAGAUGUCAUCGAAUGCGAGGUUCCGCCGGCGGGGUACGAGCCCUUGACUGCUACUUCUACCGACGAGGAGAUCGAUGAACGCGUUAGGCGGGUGGGAAUUACAUCCUUCAACCCUGCUGGGAGCUGCUCUAUGGGGAGGGUGGUCGAUGCAGAGUUGAGGGUGCAUGGUGUGAAGGGAUUGAGGAUUGUGGAUGCAAGUGCGAUUCCUCUGCCUCUUGCGGCGCACUUACAGGUUGCUGUGUACGCAUUGGCGGCAAGAGCUGCGGAUUUCAUUGUUGCGAGACAUAGGGCAUAA